UCUGGCGAGGACUGCCCUCUGCAGCAGCAGGCAGGUCCUGCUGAUGCUGUCCAGGCGUUGCCCAAGGGGAAAGGUUGCCGCGCGGUCGCCAGGGGCGGGAGGAGUCUGGCGGUGAUUGAUGGGGAAGGGACGAAUGAAUAAAAGUACUUGUCUAGGGGACAGCAAGGAUUCCGAGCAAGCUGCGGGGGCUACACGGCCAGGCAUUCCCUCAGUGUGUCGUCAGAACGAGACCCGCCUGCAGCUCAAGGGAGGCGUGCUCGGCUCCCGGGCAGCCUGGAACCCAGCUACCAGAAGAGCGCGUCCUGCGAAGGAGGUCCCCGCCUGUCGCUCUGCGUCUGGGGUGUCCGGUCCUCGAGACUGAAAGCUGAGAAGCAGCCACCAACGUCCACCGGAGCAGGCAGCAACAUGCAGCCGCUGCGCAGCCUAUGCGGACGCGCCCUGGUGGCGCUGAUCUUUGCCUGUGGCGUGGCCGGGGUCCAGUCUGAGGAGAGGGGAUUCCCGCCGGCCGGGGCCACUCCACCAGCCCUGAGGACCGGAGAGAUAGUGGCGCCCCCUACUAAGACCUUCUGGCCCAGGGGGUCCAACGCCAGCCUGCCUCGGUCGUCCUCCCCCCCGCAGAUGCCUAAAGGAGGGAGGAUGGCGGGACCCCCAGCACGCACGCUCACCCCUCCUCCGUGCGAAGGACCCAUCGAGAUCAAGGACACUUUCAAGUACAUCAACACUGUGGUGUCCUGCCUAGUGUUCGUGCUGGGCAUCAUCGGAAACUCCACACUGCUGCGAAUCAUUUACAAGAACAAGUGCAUGCGAAACGGCCCUAACAUCUUGAUAGCCAGCCUGGCUCUGGGAGACCUGCUUCACAUCAUCAUUGAUAUCCCCAUCAACGUCUACAAGCUGCUCGCCGAGGACUGGCCCUUUGGAGUUGAGAUGUGUAAGCUGGUGCCUUUCAUACAGAAGGCCUCCGUGGGAAUCACUGUGCUGAGUCUAUGUGCUCUCAGUAUUGACAGAUAUCGAGCCGUUGCUUCUUGGAGUCGAAUUAAAGGAAUCGGGGUUCCAAAAUGGACAGCAGUGGAAAUUGUUUUAAUUUGGGUGGUCUCCGUGGUCCUGGCCGUCCCGGAAGCCUUGGGUUUUGACAUGAUUACCACUGACUAUAAAGGAAAUCGCCUGCGAAUCUGCUUGCUCCAUCCUACUCAGAAAACAGCCUUCAUGCAGUUUUACAAGACAGCUAAAGAUUGGUGGCUAUUCAGUUUCUAUUUCUGCUUGCCACUAGCCAUCACUGCAUUUUUUUAUACCCUGAUGACCUGUGAAAUGCUGAGAAAGAAGAGUGGCAUGCAAAUUGCUUUAAAUGAUCACUUAAAGCAGAGACGGGAAGUGGCCAAAACCGUAUUUUGCCUGGUCCUUGUCUUUGCCCUGUGUUGGCUUCCCCUUCAUCUCAGCAGGAUUUUGAAGCUCACUCUGUAUGAUCAAAAUGAUUCGAAUAGAUGUGAACUUUUGAGCUUUUUGUUGGUAUUGGAUUACAUUGGCAUCAACAUGGCGUCCCUGAAUUCCUGUAUUAAUCCAAUAGCUCUGUAUUUGGUGAGCAAAAGAUUCAAAAACUGCUUUAAGUCAUGCUUAUGCUGCUGGUGCCAGUCAUUUGAAGAAAAACAGUCCUUGGAGGAAAAGCAGUCAUGCUUAAAGUUCAAAGCUAAUGAUCACGGAUAUGACAACUUCCGUUCCAGUAAUAAAUACAGCUCAUCUUGAAAGGAGGAAUAUUCAUUUUCUUUCUUUUGGACAGAAAUCAUUAAAACAAGGAGACAUUUGUCAAAACAACACAAAACAACUGUGUGUUUGCACAAAACAAUGUAAAAAUGUAAGCGUGAAUAUUUUCUUAACGCUCGGAGUUACGCAUGUGACAAGUUACGAGCUGUUUACUGCAUAAGCAGAAAAGCAGUGAGAAUUAAGAAAGCCUCAUUGUGAAAGCACUUAAUCCUUUACAGUCAGCACUUCAGUGUAGCUUUCAGAACUUCCAGUAUAUUCAGAACCACUUACAUUUAAACUGAGCUCACUCGGAAUUCCUAUGAAAGAUUUUUUUUAAUUAAGGUGAAUCAGAUAUGAUAUAGAGGAAAAAUGGGUCACUGAGAAAUACAUUUUAAAAUGAAAUUUAAAUCACUCAAUUUAAAAUUUUUAAAAAUCUUUUCUUUCUUUCUUUCUUUUUUUUUUUUUUUUUUUUUGGUGUGUGGUAGUGCCAAAGUUCCCCAGCCAGGGACUGAACCGAACCACAGCAAUAACCCAAGCCACGGCCCUGACACUGCUGGGUCCUUAAGCACUAGGCUACCAGGGAACUCCUAAAAAUCUUUCAAAAGAACUUUUUUAUUAACAUGGUCUCAACAUUGGUUAGACUCUAAUUGGAGGCAGCCUGUGAGAGCAGUUUAGCUGGUGUAUUUUUUGACAUUAGAGACAUAUUUAGAUGAUUGGGAGGGAGUAUCCGAGAGAUGGAGGUUUUUGAAAAUCAUUAAACUUUACAUUCAGAUAAGAUCAAAUGUCACAAAGGGGCAGAGAGAGGUUUGGAAUGCCAGCCCGAAAGACUGCUUUGAAAUCACCAGCUCAUAUACUCUGCAAAGAAAAUAAGAAAAUACAACCUACAGUUUUUGGAUGAUUAUUCAAACAUUCUUCUUUUCACACUUGUAGUUUAAAUGCUGUUUGUUUAGUUUUGUCAUCUGUAAAUACGAGUAGAUGAUUAAACGCAGGGCAGGCCCCCGUGUUCAUACCUUUACCGUGAAGUGAUGCCAGUAACCCCAUCAUGGACGGAAUGUGAGUUGCCUGGAGCAGUGUCCACACGGCAAAGGCGAAGGCAGCAUCUUCUCUUACUACUGCUGCAAGUAGAAGGGUCUCUGGCGUAUGUACAAUAUCAUAGUUAAAAUACUGACUAUUGUUAAGACCGCAGAAUUUAGAGACAAGGUAACAGUUACCUGUAAAGCUUAUUACUAAUUUUUAUAUUAUUUUAUAAAUAACUAAUAGAAAAGAGUUCUGGAAGUGGUGCUUUCCUGUCACAGGCAAAACUGCUUUUUUUUUUUUUCCUGUCUUUUUUUACGGCUGCACCUGUGGCAUUUGGAGGUUCCCAGGCUAAGGGUACAGUCAGAGUGUAGCCUUGGCCUGUGCCACAGCCACAGCAAUGCAAGAUUGAGCCGCAUCAGUGACUUACAGCCACAACUCACUGCCACGCUGGAUCCUUAACCCAUUGAGCGAGGCCAGGGAUCGAACCUGCAUCCUCAUGGAUGCCAGUCAGAUUCAUUUCCACUGAGCUACAACGAGAACUCCCAAAACUGCUUUUUGAGACUCUCAAGGACCUCUAACUUUGCGCCUUCUUGCCUCCUUUCAUCUCCCCGGCAAAGUGCCUUGGGUUAAUGUGGAUGAGAUGUGUGUGAAAGUAUGUAUGAGAGAAAACGGAAGGCAGAGGAAAUGAGACGGGGUUGAGGAAACCCACGGGACAGAUUCCCAUUCUCAGCCUGAUGUUCGUCAUUGCCCGUCACUUCAAUGCAAAAGGUCCUGAUUCUGUUCCAGCAAAACACAGCGCAAUGUUCUCAGAGUGACUUCAGGAACAAAUUGGGCCCAAGAGCUUUGACUCUGUCCUAAAAUAUAACAGAAUUUCUACUGUGUUUUUUUUUUUUUUUUUUUUUUUUUUAACCCAGGGCCUCAUGUUGGGAAUAAGCUGGCAGUGUUGUUUUCCGCCAGCAUCUCAUGUGAUGACACAGUUCAACCAAACCCCACCUAAUGGGGCCUAACAGGAAGAAUGAUAAUUACUUCACAUGCCACGUGGAAUCUAUUUACAAAUUGCUCCGUCUUGUUUAUUAAUUUCUUCCCAACCACUUUUUCCAAGCUUGUCAUCAGGAAAGACAUUUCCAACUUCGGAUUGUCAGUGAACCUUGGGUCACUUAUAUUUUCAGGUUGUUAAUAUGUUUUUUAUUCCUAUUUAAAGUGUAGCUCGAUUUAUUACCACGAAUUUUUUUUUCUUCCUCCUCAUUUGCACCAUUACACUCUUUCCUUUUCUGGGUCAGAGUCUUGGUCUAUAAUCAUCUUGCCAAAUCUUGAACUGCACAGAAAGAGUAUACACAUGCACUGUUGAUAAUGCAGUGGUGUUCAGUAGCUUUUCUAAAAAUGUUUGAUUCGAAAUGUUAACAUACUGACAAAGAUUGGUAAGGAACAGACAUGGUUUCUUAGCGUAAAUAAAAAUCAGUAUAGGAAAAGGUGCUACUGUUUAACUUUAAAACAUAUUUUCUAGUAUUAAGGAUUGUAUAAUAUGACAAUGGACAAAAAUAGUGUUGACGUGGACGUUAAAAGAUUUAUAAGUGAUUUUAGACUAUGUUCUCCUUUGUAUUUGCUAAUGUGGGCGCAAGUUAGUAUUGAGAACUUAUGACAGAUGGCCAAAGGAAUAUAGUUUAGAACAAAACAUGGGUAUGCUGCAACUAACUAUAAAAUUGUAAUAUAACCAUGUAAAAUAAUUAUCUAUGUUGUUUUCCUGUGGUCACUUAAAGUGGCAGCUACGGUAGUUGCUAAUUCCUUAUUAUGCAAACAAAAUCAAUAAAAAUUUGUUUAAAAAAAGA
This is a messenger RNA of Sus scrofa (pig), 4577 nucleotides long. RefSeq names its product endothelin receptor type B (gene EDNRB). The record is from RefSeq and is a predicted model, not a curated record. Gene Ontology annotation, molecular function: endothelin receptor activity. Gene Ontology annotation, cellular component: plasma membrane. Gene Ontology annotation, biological process: endothelin receptor signaling pathway; vasoconstriction; enteric nervous system development. NCBI's taxonomy places the organism in Eukaryota, Metazoa, Chordata, Mammalia, Artiodactyla, Suidae.